Phytophthora nicotianae INRA-310 is the source of this 1507-nucleotide messenger RNA. RefSeq names its product 23S rRNA methyltransferase. Gene Ontology annotation, molecular function: iron-sulfur cluster binding; RNA methyltransferase activity. Lineage: Eukaryota; Oomycota; Peronosporomycetes; Peronosporales; Peronosporaceae. Gene Ontology annotation, biological process: rRNA base methylation; tRNA methylation. The record is from RefSeq and is a predicted model, not a curated record. The transcript is spliced from 2 exons. The coding region runs from base 32 to 1363 and encodes 443 amino acids.
GUGCACCACACCAACUUGCUAUGACUGGUGUAUGUCACUCAUUUCAUCGCUGCAAAGCGUCACCACCAGCACCAUGGUCAAGAAGCGCACGCUGUCACCGCUGCCGGCCUUCGACCAGAAGGCGCUGCCCGAGUUCCUGCAGACGCAUGGCUUCAAGGAGCUGCACGCGCUGACGAUCUGGCGCUACUUGGCGCAGCAUCCGGACGCCACGUUCGCCGAUAUCCCCGGAAUCCCCAAGACUCUCCGCGCACUACUGGGCGAGCAUUUCGCGCACUUCACGACGUCCGUGACGACAGAGCAGCGCUCAGCCGAUGGCACCGUGAAGCUUCUGCUAAAACUACAGGACGGACACGAGAUCGAGGCUGUCAUCAUGCGCCACACAGGCCGCAACACGCUCUGCGUCAGCUCCCAGGUGGGCUGUCAAAUGGGCUGCACAUUCUGCGCCACGGGCACACUCGGCAUCAUCGCCGACCUAUGCAGUGGAGAGAUCCUGGAGCAGCUCGCACACGCCAACCGUGUGGCACCUAUCCGUAACGUCGUAUUCAUGGGAAUGGGCGAGCCGCUCAACAACUACGACGCCGUGUUAGCCGCCAUCCGUGCCAUGACCAAAGUUUUCGGCCUUGCACCCAAGUACAUUACGCUAUCGACGGUUGGUGUGAUCCACCGCAUCCGCCAGUUAUCGCGCGAUGCGCCGCUCGUGCGCUUGGCGUUGUCGCUGCACGCCCCCACCCAGGAGAUGCGCAGUGAGAUCGUGCCCACGUCCACGGCGUAUCCGCUCGACAAGCUCAUGGCAGCUAUUGAUGACCACCUCGCGAUGAAGGAGGGACGUUUGGUGAUGGUGGAGUACUGCAUGCUGGCGGGUGUGAACGACUCGAUCGAGACUGCUCACAUCCUUGGCAAGCUGCUACAGAACCGAUCGGUGCACGUGAACCUCAUCCCGUACAACACGACGGACGUUGGCGCGCAAUUCCACUCGCCGUCGCCCGAGGACAUCCGUGCAUUCCAUGCCGUGCUGCGUGACCCGUACAACCUGAAGGCCACGAUCCGCGAGAACCACGGCACAGAUAUUGACGGCGCCUGUGGCCAAUUGGCGCUGAAGAACAAACCCGAUGGCAGCCGUGACAUUGAAGAUCUUGGUCCGCAGAGAACCAAGGCUCCGCGUAAGAACAAGAAGCCGUCCUCAGGCUCAGACAACGACAGUGUUGACACUUCUCCCGUAGCUAUAUCGACUGGAUCAUGGCUCGCCCGUGUCAAUGACUUCAUCGAUGAAUACCAGCAGGCUAUCGGCUUCACGUUGCUCGGAGCAUCGGUCGCUGUGCUUGCCAUCGGGAUUGCCCGUCGCGGACGGACGCACGUAAGUUAAUCAAGCAAGAGCAGCUCAAGUCUCCAUAGAAACUGAUGAUCCAGGUACGCGCAGGUAUUCUCGUAAAGAUCUCUACUGUAUUCGCCACCUGAUCCUGUCAAAAACUCGCUGCUUACAUAAUGUGUAGCAAUUUCUUGAUCUCUU